This is a messenger RNA of Momordica charantia (bitter melon), 3002 nucleotides long. The record is from RefSeq and is a predicted model, not a curated record. Lineage: Eukaryota; Viridiplantae; Streptophyta; Magnoliopsida; Cucurbitales; Cucurbitaceae.
UAUGGUGCCCAAAAGGAAAGGGGGGAAAAGGGAGAACCAAAAAGAUCGAUCAUGUGUUAAGGAACCCCUACCCUCGCCGGAAACUCGACGCCGAUUGCAACUUCGAUCAGUAAGUACCGGUAUCAUUGAAUAUCGUGGACAAGACGGAAACCCUAAUUAUUUGCGCCUCUGCCAUGGUCGAGCUCCCCAAAAUCCUAUCCCCGACACUGGUUCUGAAGCUCCUCAAAGCAGAGAAAAACCCAAAUUCGGCACUGGCUCUGUUCGACUCGGCGUGUCAGCACCCGGGUUAUGCUCACUCACCAUUCGUAUUCCACCACAUACUCCGGCGACUAGUCGACCCGAAGCUCGUCGUUCACGUUGGUCGGAUCGUCGACCUGAUACGAGCUCAAAGAUGCAUCUGCUCCGAAGAUGUUGCGCUGACGGCUAUCAAAGCGUAUGCCAAGUGUUCUAUGCCCGAUCAAGCUCUGUAUUUGUUUCAAGGGAUGGUCGACAUUUUUGGGUGUAGACCGGGAAUUAGGUCAUAUAACUCUAUGCUUAAUGCCUUCAUUGAGUCUAAUCAGUGGAGUCGGGCUGAACUGUUUUUCGCAUAUUUUCAGACAGUGGGCAUGUCGCCCAAUCUGCAAACGUAUAAUAUAUUGAUCAAGAUAUCUUGCAAGAAGAAGCAGUUUGAAAAGGCGAAGAAACUGUUGAAUUGGAUGUCGGAAAAGGGUCUGAACCCUGAUGUUUUCAGCUAUGGUACUUUAAUUAACGCACUUGCGAAGAGUGGUAACUUAUCUGAUGCCGUGGAGGUGUUCGAUCAAAUGUCUGAGAGACGGGUGGACCCUGAUGUUAUGUGUUAUAAUAUUCUGAUUGAUGGGUUUUUCAGGAAAGGUGAUUUUGUGAAGGCUAAUGAGUUUUGGGAGAGAUUACUGAGGGAAUCUUCAGUUUAUCCGAGUGUGGCGACGUAUAACAUUAUGAUUAAUGGUUUAUGCAAGCUCGGGAAGUUCAAUGAGAGUAUGGAGAUAUGGAAUAGGAUGAAGGAGAACAAAAGGUCACUUGAUUUAUUUACUUUUAGUUCUAUGAUACAUGGCUUGAUCAAAGCAGAAAACUUCGAUGCUGCUGAGAGAAUUUUUCAGGAGAUGGUUGACAGUGGGUUAUCCGCUGAUGUGACAACAUAUAAUACAAUGCUUAACGGUCUAUUUCGAGCCAGAAAGCUAUGUAAGUGCUUUGAGUUGUGGGAGGUGAUGGUUAAGAAUAAUUUUUGCAAUAUUGUUAGUUAUAACAUAUUAAUUCAAGGAUUGUUUGACAACAAGAAGGUGGAAGAAGCUAUUUGUUACUGGCAGCUCUUACGUGAGAGAGGCUUGAAGGCAGAUUCAACAACCUACGGAGUGUUGAUUCACGGGCUGUGUAAAAAUGGAUACUUGAGUAAGGCUUUAAGGAUACUGAAAGAAGCAGAAAAUGAGGGAGCUGAUUUGGAUACUUAUUCAUACUCCUCAAUGAUUGAUGGGUUAUGCAAGAAAGGGAGGCUGGAUGAAGCUUUAGAGUUGUCUAACCAGAUGAACCAACAUGAACAUAAACUGAAUUCUCAUGUCUACAAUUCACUGAUUAAUGGAUUUGUCCGAGCUUCUAAACUAGAAGAGGCUAUUUUUCUUCUAAGGGAAAUGAGCAAGAAAAACUGUGCUCCUACUGUUGUUUCCUACAACACUCUAAUCAAUGGUUUGUGCAAGGUAGAAAGAUUUAGCGAUGCAUACCUUUUUCUGAAGGAGAUGCUGGAAGAGGGGUUGAAGCCUGAUAUGAUUACUUAUAGUUUGUUGAUUGGUGGCCUGUGUCGAGGUGAGAAGCUUGACGUGGCGCUCAACUUGUGGCACCAAUGCAUCGAUAAGGGUUUUAAGCCCGAUGUAACCAUACACAAUAUAAUAAUUCAUGGUCUUUGUACCGCCCGAAAAGUUGACGUUGCCCUGCAGAUCUUUACUCAAAUGGCACAGGUGAACUGUGUUCCGGAUCUUGUAACACACAACACCAUCAUGGAAGGUCUUCAUAAAGCCGGAGACUGUGCAGAGGCUUUAAAGAUUUGGAACCGCAUCUUGGAAGAGGGUCUUCAUCCAGAUAUUAUUUCUUAUAACAUUACUUUCAAGGGACUUUGCUCUUGUGCUAGAGUUUCAGAUGCCAUUGGGUUCCUAUAUGAUGCUUUGAAUCAUGGAAUCCUUCCCACUGCCACAACAUGGAACAUUCUUGUAAGAGCAGUUGCUGAUGACAGGCCUUUAAUGGAAUAUGCUCUUACUGCAGAGUCUCGGGUGUAAUUUGAUUCUCAUCUGAUGCUAUGAAUCAAAGACUUCUUCCAACUGCGAUAACAUGGAACGUUCUUGCUAGAGCAAUUAUUGAUUAUGGAUCUUCAACAUCAUCUUUUCGAUUUAAGCGAUUCAAAGGGUAAUUAAGCUGCCUUAAGAAUGCAAGUGCUCUUUUUAACAUUUCUUUGAAAAAUAUUCAAAUCCCAACAGCAAACUUCAGCUAGAUGUGCUAGCACUUGCAUUCCUCAUAACUCCUACAAGGAUACCAGAUCUUUAAGUGCAGAUGCUUCGAAUAAGUGAGCUGCACUUCCUUCGGAAAACAAGUUGACCCAACUGUUUGAUCAGCUAUUACUGGCUUUUAGGUCCUUGCUCUUUCCAGUAUCAAUUUCUUUCCGGCAAUUCUUGCAGGUCUUAUUUGUUAAUUAUGUGUUAUUGCUCUUGAAGAGACUUAAAAGCUGUCCGGCAAAGAGGUAGGAUCAUCAGUUAAGGAAUGCCGUGCCUCAUCCAUUUUUAGUUUGGAUGGCUGGCCAGUGAAGUUCAAAGUUUUCUAAAAUUUUCACUUUUAUUUUAGUAUAGCGAUACAUCUUAUUGAGCCCAUGGUUAAUAAUCAUGUUUUCCUAAAGAGUUUCUGUUUAGAUUAGAAUUUGAAAGCUAUCCAAUCAGGCUCCAAUGUCAUGGUGUUUUUAACUUUGGAUAGAUGGCAGGAAAAAUAUAUGUUCUGCAGCUUCUGCUUCC